AUGGGUUUAGGCAAAGAACAACGGGGCAUAACUAGCCUGAUAAAUGCCAAAGGAAAUCGUGGAAAGUAUGGUUUACGCUAUAAGCCCACUCAGCUCACCCCUACCUGUGAACCCAUUUUUAAACUGUUACGUAAGAACCAAGUGGUCCUAUGGAACAGUGACUGCCAAGAGGCUUUCGAGAAGAUCAAACAGAGUCUCGCGAAUCCCCCGGUACUCAUGCCACCUGUAACGGGAAGACCCCUUUUCCUGUACAUGACCGUGUUGGACGAGUCUAUGGGGUGCAUGUUGGGUCAGCAUGAUGAUUUUGGAAAAAAGGAACAGGCCAUCUACUAUCUAAGCAAGAAGUUUACUGCAUGUGAGAUGAAUUACUCAAUGCUGGAAAGGACGUGUUGUGCUCUGGUAUGGGCAUCACAUCGGCUUAGGCAGUACAUGCUCAGCCAUACCACGUGGCUUAUUUCCAAAAUGGAUCCCGUGAAAUACAUCUUUGAAAAACCGGCCCUCACGGGACGAAUCGCUAGGUGGCAGGUACUAUUAUCUGAAUUCGAUAUCGUUUACGUUACCCAAAAGGCGGUAAAGGGAAGUGCCUUAGCAGAUUAUUUGGCCCAGCAACCCCUCCAGGAUUAUCGGCCGAUGCAUCCCGAGUUCCCAGAUGAAGAUAUCAUGGCCCUGUUUGAAGAGAAGCGGACGCACGAGGACAUAGACAAAUGGAUUGUUUGCUUCGAUGGGGCGUCUAAUGCUUUGGGCCACGGAGUAGGGGCAGUCCUUGUAUCCCCGGAUGAUCAGUGUAUUCCUUUCACGGCUAGGCUAGGUUUUGAUUGUACCAACAAUAUGGCCGAGUACGAAGCAUGCGCCCUCGGGGUUCAGGCGGCCAUUGAUUUUGAUGUAAAACUACUCAAGGUGUAUGGAGACUCAGCUUUGGUCAUACGCCAGUUAAAAGGAGAAUGGGAAACUAGGGAUUCGAAGUUGAUACCCUAUCAAACUCACAUCUUGAGGUUAGCCAAGUACUUUGACGCAAUUUCCUUCCACCACAUACCUCGGGAAGAGAAUCAAAUGGCUGAUGCACUAGCCACCCUGGCAUCCAUGUUUCAACUUGCCCCACACGGAGAUCUGCCAUACAUCGAAUUCAAAUCUCAAGGCAGGCCGGCAUAUUGUUAUGCAAUAGAGGAAGAGCGGGAUGGGAAACCGUGGUAUUUCGACAUCAAGCAGUAUAUCGAGAACAAGGAAUACCCACCAGGGAUUUCUGACAAUGACAAAAGGACGUUGAGGAGAUUGGCUACUGGUUUCUUUGUAAGUGGUACCAUCCUGUACAAACGAAACCACGACAUGACCCUCCUACGAUGCAUGAGUCUCAGCCUCCAGAGUCAGGGCUUUACUUCUUUUCCGUGCCCUACUCCGGACCAGUUCAGGGCAAAGGUCGCGUGGCCUGGGGAUUGGCCUGAGGCCCAGGCAGGAGAGGCACCAGCAGGGGCACCAACAGAGGCUCUCGAUGAGGCAGAUGAGGCCCGCGAGGACGAAGAGAUGACCGAGGUCCUGAUCCAAGAGAAGGAGAGGACUGGUCGUCCCAUUUCAACUCGCAUUCCUACUGAGAUGGAGGAAGAAGAAGAAAAUGAAUCAUAA
Messenger RNA from Glycine soja, 1617 nucleotides. RefSeq lists its product as uncharacterized. The record is from RefSeq and is a predicted model, not a curated record. Bases 1 to 1617 code for a protein of 538 amino acids. The transcript is spliced from 4 exons. Gene Ontology annotation, molecular function: RNA-DNA hybrid ribonuclease activity; nucleic acid binding. Lineage: Eukaryota; Viridiplantae; Streptophyta; Magnoliopsida; Fabales; Fabaceae.